AUGAAGUUCUCCGUUGUCCUCCUCGCCGCCGCUGCCACCAGCGUUGUCGGCCAGAGCGCCACCAACUCUAGCAGCCGCUCGACCACCGCCGUCGCCUCGUCCACCAGCGCCCGGUCUUCCGCCUCCGGCUCCGCCACCUCCCGAUCCGCCUCCGGCUCCGCCACUACCACCGCCAGGAGCUCCUCAGUCAGCAAGGCCGGUGCCGCCCCGACCAAUGCCGCUCGCGCCGGUGCCGGUGUCGCCGCCGUUGCCGUCGGUGUCGCCGCCAUGAUGGUCUAA
Molecule: messenger RNA, 279 nt
Organism: Cordyceps fumosorosea ARSEF 2679
Lineage: Eukaryota; Fungi; Ascomycota; Sordariomycetes; Hypocreales; Cordycipitaceae
Exons: 2
Coding region: 1-279 (92 amino acids)
Source: RefSeq, a predicted model, not a curated record